Chelmon rostratus (copperband butterflyfish) is the source of this 2064-nucleotide messenger RNA. RefSeq names its product flotillin 1a (gene flot1a). Gene Ontology annotation, biological process: positive regulation of endocytosis; positive regulation of cell junction assembly; protein localization to plasma membrane. Bases 155 to 1426 code for a protein of 423 amino acids. The transcript is spliced from 13 exons. The record is from RefSeq and is a predicted model, not a curated record. Gene Ontology annotation, cellular component: plasma membrane. NCBI's taxonomy places the organism in Eukaryota, Metazoa, Chordata, Actinopteri, Chaetodontiformes, Chaetodontidae.
CCGUGAGCCAUCAGCUGGUAUCUAAAGCGAUAAACCGUCACUUGGGAUACAAUUACAUUAAUUUUAACCACAGACCGCCACUUAUUCCUCUAUUUUCAUCCUACUCCGCCUAAACCACAUCGUUAUAUUCUAACCGGAUCGGUAAAGAUCAGUGAUGUUCUACACCUGUGGUCCCAACGAGGCUAUGGUGGUGUCAGGCUUCUGUCGGUCUCCUCCACUGAUGAUAGCUGGAGGCCGAGUGUUUGUCAUCCCGUGCAUUCAGCAGAUACAGAGGAUCUCCCUGAACACUCUGACUCUGAAUGUGAAGAGCGAUAAAGUCUACACUCGCCAUGGCGUGCCCAUAUCUGUAACUGGGAUAGCUCAGAUGAAGAUCCAGGGUCAGAAUAAACAGAUGCUGGCUGCAGCCUGCCAAAUGUUCAUGGGCAAGUCGGAGCCUGAGAUCGCUCAGAUCGCCUUGGAGACGCUGGAGGGACACCAGCGGGCCAUCAUCGCUCACCUCACUGUUGAGGAGAUUUACAAGGACCGAAAGAAGUUCUCAGAGCAGGUUUUUAAGGUGGCUUCGUCUGACCUGGUCAACAUGGGCAUCAGCGUGGUCAGCUACACACUCAAAGAUGUCCACGACGACCAGGAUUAUCUGCAUUCACUGGGGAAGGCUCGGACAGCCCAGGUUCAGAAAGACGCUCGCAUUGGAGAGGCCAAGAACAAGAGAGAUGCUGUGAUCAGGGAGGCCCACGCGAUGCAGGAGAAAGUGUCAGCCCAGUACAAGAAUGAGAUUGACAUGGCAAAGGCCCAGAGGGACUAUGAGCUGAAGAAGGCAGCCUAUGACAUCGAAGUCAACACUAAGAAGGCUGAGUCAGAGAUGGCCUACCAGCUGCAGGUAGCGAAGACGAAGCAACGUAUUGAGGAGGAGAAGAUGCAAAUCCAGGUUGUUGAGCGGGCGCAGCAAAUCAUGCUGCAGGAGCAGGAGAUCACCCGCAGGGAGAAGGAGCUGGAGGCCAAGGUGAAGAAGCCUGCAGAUGCUGAGAGGUACCGCCUGGAGAAACUGGCUGAGGCACAGCGGAUUAAGUUGAUCAUGGAGGCAGAGGCCGAAGCCGAGUCCAUCAGGAUCAAAGGUGAGGCUGAGGCGUUUGCAGUUGAGGCCAAAGGUCGUGCUGAGGCAGAGCAGAUGACGAAGAAGGCAGAGGCCUUCCAGCAGUACAAGGAUGGAGCCAUGGUGGACAUGCUGCUGGAGAAACUGCCUCUGAUGGCAGAAGAGAUCAGCAAGCCUCUGUGUGAAGCCCACAAGGUUACCAUGGUGUCCAGUGGAGGUAGAGAGGUGGGCGCAGCCAAACUGUCAGGAGAGGUGCUGGACAUCAUGACCCGCCUCCCAGAGGCAGUGGAGAAGCUGACCGGAGUCUCCAUCUCACAGGCAACUUGUACCGGCUGAAGAGAAUCAACCAGUCUGGAUACCAGGCAGAUCUACUCUCCCACUGUCUUAUCAGCUGCCUGGAGUCUUUGCAUGAGUCUGCAAACACUAACAGCCUCUUUCCUCGACCCACAUUUCUGUCUUUCAUCACCUGUAUAACUGUUUCCCCCAUGUAGCUCUGUUAACAUCUUGCUGUGUUGUGAAGAAAGGUGUACACUUUCUGUUCUUUUUUCCCUUUUCUUGAAACUCUUUAUCUGUCUCAUUUUGUCUAAGUCUCUCCCGCUGUCUGUGUUGACCUUUAAUGUCUCCUCCGUAACUGCCUGUACGCUGCCUUGCUGCCAAACCUCAAGUGCAUCUUAAUAUGAAGGUUGUAUACAAACAUACAUUCACAACCUUCAUUUACUAAUUCCACUAACAAUAUAUAGUCCAAUACUAGACCAAACCGUCACGCUUUAUGUUUUUCUGACAGAAUUGAUGGUGGAGAUGGUCAGCCCUUAAGUCUUUGAAGGUAUCUGGGAUGGUUACAAACAAACAGGUUGUUAAAAUUGUAAUAACAUCUGUAAAUCUGUACGGCAUUAAUAUGUUAGAUUUUUUUUUUGAUUAAUAUGUUGGCUUUCUUUUAAUCUCUUUGUUUUCUUUAUGUGGUCUCCAUCUUCUGU